AUGCGAGCUGUACGUGUACUCCGCCCCGCGUUAGCGCAGCGUAGCAUGCCGCUGGCGUCUCGUCCUACAGCUGUGGCUGUCCGUGCGAUGCAGACGCUGCAGAAGCGAAGGAGCGCCUUGCCUGCCACGGUCCCUGCUGUGGCGCGCGUAUCCAUGGUGCAGCCGACACGGCCGUACUCGACGGCGCCAAGUGAGCUGCCACUCGCGACCACUGUGCAGCCCAGUGAGGCGGAUGUGGCGCGUCUCUUGCGCCAGCGCAACGUCGGUAUUAGUGCGCACAUCGACAGUGGCAAGACGACGCUAACGGAGCGUGUGCUAUACUACACAGGCCGUAUCAAGGACAUUCACGAGGUGCGUGGUCGCGAUGAAGUCGGUGCGAAGAUGGACAGCAUGGACUUGGAGCGUGAGAAGGGUAUUACGAUCCAGUCGGCCGCCACGUACUGCAAGUGGAAAGCGACGCCGCCUACGGAGAAGAGCAACAUGACUGGCGAUGCGGCGGACGACUCGGCCAUGACGCAGAAGAAGGAGGACUUCCACAUCAACAUUAUCGACACGCCUGGGCACGUCGACUUUACGAUUGAAGUCGAGCGUGCGCUGCGUGUGCUGGACGGUGCUGUGUUGGUGCUGUGUGCCGUGUCCGGUGUGCAGUCGCAGACCAUGACGGUGGACCGCCAGAUGCGCCGCUACAAUGUGCCGCGUCUCUCGUUCAUCAACAAGAUGGACCGUGCCGGUGCGAACCCGUGGCGCGUGGUCGAGCAGAUCCGCACGAAGCUGCGUAUGCCUUCGGCAGCCGUGCAGGUCCCGAUUGGUGCAGAGGACAACUUUGAGGGCGUAGUCGACCUGGUGCGCUGGAAGGCCGUGUACAACGAAGGCAUCAAGGGCAAUGUCGUGCGGGAGACGGACGACAUUCCCGAGAGUGUGCUGGAGCUUGCCAAGGAGAAGCGCCAGGAACUGAUCGAGCAGUUGUCGGAUGUCGAUGAUGAAAUGGCGGAGAUCUUCAUUGAAGAGCGUGAGCCGACGCUGGAUGAGCUAGCUGCGGCGCUGCGUCGUGCUACGGUGGCCUGCCGCUUCUCGCCUGUGUUCAUGGGCACUGCGAUCAAGAACAAGGGUGUGCAGGCGCUGUUGGAUGGUAUGUGUGCGUACUUGCCGAACCCGAUGGAGGUCCCGGCGAUUGCCAACGAUAUGAAUGUAGCCAAGAAGCUCGCUGCAGAGGCGAACCAGGAGGGCCAGGAUGCGGACGCUGUCCAGGCCGCGGCGCAGGCGGGCAGUGAAGUGCAGUUGGUGCCUGCCUCGGAGGCGCCGUUGGUGGGUUUGGCGUUCAAGCUGGAAGAAAGUCGGUUUGGCCAGCUGACCUACAUGCGUGUGUACGAAGGUACGCUGCGCCGUGGCGGUAUCAUCUUCAACUCGCGUACGGGCAAGAAGGUCAAGGUCCCUCGUCUUGUGCGUAUGCACUCGAACGAUAUGGAGGACGUGAACGAAAUUGGCCCUGGUGAGAUUUGUGCCAUGUUCGGUGUGGAGUGCUCGUCGGGCGACACCUUUACGGAUGGCAGUACGUCGCUUUCUAUGUCCGCGAUGUUUGUGCCGGAGCCUGUGAUUUCGCUCUCGCUCUCGCCGGAAGGCAAGGACGCCAGUGCGAACUUCUCGCGAGCGCUGAACCGUUUCCAGAAGGAGGACCCGACGUUCCGUGUGCAUGUGGACGCCGAGUCUGGUGAGACGAUCAUUUCAGGUAUGGGUGAGCUGCACCUGGAGAUCUACGUGGAACGUAUGCGCCGUGAGUACAACGUGCCAUGCACGACAGGCAAGCCGCGUGUCGCGUUCCGCGAGACGAUUUCGCAGCCGGCCAAGUUCAACUACACGCACAAGAAGCAGACGGGCGGUGCUGGUCAGUUUGCGCGUGUCAUUGGUUACAUUGAGCCCAUGCGCAUGGACGAAGAUACGGGCAAGGACACGGCGUUCGAGAACGCGGUCAUGGGUGGCAACAUUCCUGCGAGCUACAUUCCUGCGUGUGACAAGGGCUUUGGCGAUGCGCUGGAGAAGGGUUCGUUGGCGGGCUACCCUGUGUGUGGUGUGCGUAUGGUGCUAGAGGACGGUGCGGCGCACAGUGUCGACUCGAGUGAGCUGGCCUUCCGUAUCGCGACGAUUGCUGCGUUCCGCGAGGCGUUCCGCGAGGCGGGUCCGUCGAUUCUGGAGCCUAAGAUGACCGUGGAAGUGAUUGCCCCGGUCGAGUUCCAGGGCGCUGUGAUCGGUGCGCUGAACCAGCGUAAGGGUACGAUUGAGGACACGGAAGUGCGUGAAGACGACUUUACGAUCACCGCCGAGGUGAGCCUCAACGACAUGUUCGGCUUCUCGAGCCAGCUGCGUGGCCUGACACAGGGCAAGGGUGAGUUCUCUAUGGAGUACAAGAAGCACGAGCCUGUCAUGCCGAACGUGCAGGCGGACAUGGAGGCGGCGUACCGCAAGAGUCUCGAGAAGAAGUAA
Molecule: messenger RNA, 2478 nt
Organism: Malassezia pachydermatis
Lineage: Eukaryota; Fungi; Basidiomycota; Malasseziomycetes; Malasseziales; Malasseziaceae
Product: elongation factor g mitochondrial
Exons: 1
Coding region: 1-2478 (825 amino acids)
Biological process (GO): mitochondrial translational elongation
Cellular component (GO): mitochondrion
Molecular function (GO): translation elongation factor activity; GTP binding; GTPase activity
Source: RefSeq, a predicted model, not a curated record